Molecule: messenger RNA, 279 nt
Organism: Miscanthus lutarioriparius
Lineage: Eukaryota; Viridiplantae; Streptophyta; Magnoliopsida; Poales; Poaceae
Source: the annotation of a GenBank genome assembly
AUGGCCCUGCCGCUGUGGACCGCCGGCAGUGGCCCUGUGCGCGCAACAUCGGCAGAUGAUAGCCAGAGGGAACUGCUGCUCAGUUUCCGGGCCAUCGAUCGGCUCUCUGCAAGUGGGCCCUCUCGUGCUGGGGGCGAUGAACCCGAAGCUGCUGGGGCUUGGAAAUCUGAGAAGCGCAACAAGAAGUUGGAGCUGCUCGCCGGCUCCCUUUUCCUCUUCUUCGGCUCUUCCGGUUUUCCCCUCCGCUGCGACGGCCAGCCCAAGAAAAAUCUCCUCUAG